This is a messenger RNA of Aspergillus alliaceus, 1188 nucleotides long. RefSeq lists its product as uncharacterized. The transcript has a single exon. The record is from RefSeq and is a predicted model, not a curated record. Bases 652 to 1044 code for a protein of 130 amino acids. Lineage: Eukaryota; Fungi; Ascomycota; Eurotiomycetes; Eurotiales; Aspergillaceae.
UCUUCUUCCUUUUUCUAUCGCCAAGUGUUUCACAGCACUGUACUCCGUAGGUUUCUAGGUUAGGGCCUAGCGUUGAGGAUUCUCAGAUACACUUAGAGACGCUAUACUUCUCACCAGCGACAAAGAAGAUCAUACAGCUUCUUCAAAUCAUAUAGAUUUAUAUCUUCAUUAUCCUCUCAUGUACAUAGAGAAUAAUAGUAUGAUUUCGAGCUCUGCAAUCAACAGUUGUAGAGUCUAUGUAUUGCUGGUCACAGCACUAGCAAGGGGUAGCAGCAUACUGAUACCCACAAGGAUGUUACCUGAGGCACUUAAAACAACCUUAAUUUAGCAUAAAAUUAGUCUGUUUUAUUCAGGAGAUGUCUACGACGGUGCAUUCCUGUUGGCUGAGGCAGCAGAUUGUAUGCCUAUCAGGCAACAUUCACAAUAUUUCAUGACCUGAAUCUGGAAGUGACUAGUUGUAGCUCUUUGUCUCAAUAUUCUGGCUAUUCACUACCUUCCCUGUCUCCUUUUCAAUCUGGGAUGAUAAUUAGUAUAACAAUUUCGCCAACUCCACCCCCGACAGUGCGGAACCCAUUGUCCCGACCAGUAUCAGUCCGUGCAUAAACCACAACCACCCAUGCCCGUCUCCCAUCUACAGGACAGAUAUUAACUAUGACCUCCCUCUUUGUCGCAAUCUACCGUCCUCGCUAUGGUAACUACCAGCAUUGGGCUCUUCACUUGCACACCGCAACCGAAGAUCUUAUCUUCGAAGUCGACGGCGAACACCCCUCCUUCCAGAAAAUGACAUCUCACGGCAAGCCUUCCGACUCUGAGAACUUAAUCAUGUCCUUGCUUGUCAGCGAAAUCGGAGACCCAGAUGUGCCCACUGUCAAAGCAGUGGUCGACGCCGCGCGGGUCGACAACGAGACACUCGAAUGGGACUGUCAGGAAUAUGUGCUGGAGCUCCUGGAAGCGUGUGAAGAGGACGCAGUGCUAGAUAGGGAUGACGAGCAUUAUGUGGAGGUUGUAAGGUUCUUAAAAUCUACGCGAGGGCCCUUGCUUUGAAUUUUGAUGUUUCAGCUGAGUUUCAUCGCUGGGUUGGUGCUUCUAUGGAGUUGAUUUCCAAGCUCGGCUUUGGGGUCCGAUAUCAGGAUCUCACUAAGCAUGCAUGGGUAUCGGGGUUUCUUUUUUUUUUUAAAAAAAAAAAAA